AAUGCCGGUACACCGGCCUUACGGGGAUAACGUUUACACUUUAAAUCCUCUAUAUCGGCCUUACGGGGAUUUGGCAUCCACGACCAAGCAGGUCUAUCGUCCUUACGGGAAUAGAUCAAAGACGGGCAAGCCGGUUUUUCGGCCAUACGGGAUACGAUUUACAGAACAUCACUUGCAGCAAAGAUCAGAAACGUACAGAGCUACUGAAGAAGCAACAGCCUUCAAAUCUUCCCUUCACAGCUGUCCGUCCAUCAUGAAGCUGAAUCUGUUUCUCCUGUUUCUCACUGCAGGUCUGGUCCCAGUCACUGUAUCCGUCCUGAGAACCGUCCCUCACAAUUAUGACCUGAUGAUGACACGGGUGACCUGGCGUGAUGCACAGAGUUACUGCAGGGUGAUGUACACUGACCUGGCAACAAUCCUAAGUGAUACUGAUUGGCUACGAUUUGAGAAAGAGGCAGCAAGCAAAGGUCUGACAACAUCUGCCUGGGUCGGAUUGUACAAUGAUCUCAAUAGCUGGCGCUGGUCCUUAAAUGAUCUCCCACUGAAGGAUGUCACUUAUACCAAUUGGAGCCCUGGAGAGCCUAAUAAUUCUGGUGGAAAAGAAACAUGUGGUUCAGUAAUUUUAUUUGGUGAAUGGUGGGAUAUACCAUGUACAGUACUAAGACCCUUCAUAUGCUACAAUGCUAGUUUCAGUGGUGCUGCCAGGUUCAUCGGCAUCACUAGUCCUCUGUUGACCUGGCCUCAAGCUCAAACUUACUGCCGAACACAUCACACAGACUUGGCCAGCUCUCUUAACAGCUCAGACAACUACAUGUUAAGGCAGGUGAGGGAUAAACAGGGUAAUUCCUGGAUUGGGCUUUACAGAGACACAUGGAAGUGGUCAGACGGGACCAACGCUUCAAACAUCCCAUGGGCUCCUGGACAACCUGAUAAUUAUGGGGGUUAUGAGAACUGUGCAGUGGUUAAUAACGGACUGUUCUACGAUGUACAAUGCACCAACCUGUACUAUUUCUUCUGUCACACCAUUUACUCAGCGAGGAGUCAGAUAAUGAGACUGCAGGUGAAGUCUGAUGGGAGUGUGUUUGAUCCUGCUGUGCAGUCGUCCAUUUUAGAUCAGGUGAGUCACAUGAUGUCUCUGAAAUUUGGAGAAACCCAUAUUAGCAUUUCUUACUCUCAAAUUUCUUUUAUUCUCAAGAAUUUUGCUCCUUUUAUUAUUUCUUGUCUUCUCGGUGACACGUAUUCCUUUUCUUUUUGGCUUGAGUAAUUAAAUCCUGAUUCUGAUCCUCAGAUCAAACAGAAACUGGAGGAAAAAGGCAUGUUGGAGAACACCACAGUGACCUGGAAGGUGCAGCCAGAUGGAAACAUCUUCCACAAGAAAAAGGAUGAUCUGUAACGUCUAAAUGCUCACCUUCAAGUCAAGCAGAUUUCAAACUGACUGAAAUUUUAUUUAACCUACAACAUUUAAGCUUUAAUCAGUAGGCAGUGUCAGAGGACAAGAUUAGCCAGAAGUAGAGGAAUAAACAUAUUUAAUUGCUCUGAUUGGAACACGCCCACUUUGACUUUGCAACCUAAAUUUUAAAGUCAGAUUUCACUGCAACUUUUUAAUAUUGAACAUGUUCAGCUUUUGCUGCAAGAGGCCACUGAACACAGUGAUAAGGAGAAAGUCAGAGAGGGUAUGUUCAAUACUGGGUUUAAUGCAUCAGUGUGUUGUAGUAAAGAAUAAUUCUUAUAUAGAAUAUAGUGAAUGUAACAGAACCUGUAAAUACACUGUGUGUACUUUGAACAGUCAUAUAUAAUGCACUUGCCACUAUUGCUGUCAUUUAUUUCUUCUACAUCUACAGUUAUAAAUAUAUACUCAUUUCUUAUAUUUUGUUUCUAUUUUCUGUACCUAAAGGCAUUAAUAAUAUACAUUAAUAUCAUCAAUA
Messenger RNA from Ictalurus furcatus (blue catfish), 1925 nucleotides. RefSeq names its product C-type mannose receptor 2-like. NCBI's taxonomy places the organism in Eukaryota, Metazoa, Chordata, Actinopteri, Siluriformes, Ictaluridae. The transcript is spliced from 6 exons. Bases 2 to 1264 code for a protein of 420 amino acids. The record is from RefSeq and is a predicted model, not a curated record.